This is a messenger RNA of Pseudoliparis swirei, 4105 nucleotides long. RefSeq names its product LIF receptor subunit alpha a (gene lifra). Gene Ontology annotation, cellular component: external side of plasma membrane. NCBI's taxonomy places the organism in Eukaryota, Metazoa, Chordata, Actinopteri, Perciformes, Liparidae. The record is from RefSeq and is a predicted model, not a curated record. The transcript has 14 exons. Gene Ontology annotation, biological process: cytokine-mediated signaling pathway. Bases 29 to 2602 code for a protein of 857 amino acids. Gene Ontology annotation, molecular function: protein binding; cytokine receptor activity.
CGAUCUCCCCAGCAACGAGAAAUCCCAGAUGUACCCCCAGGACAGAAUCCGACCCGUGGGCGCCAACACCACCUUCUGUUGCGUUGUGGGGGAGGGGAAGCUGUUCGGCAACAUCAAAUACAGCAACGCCGCCAUGAACGAGACGCGGCUGAGUCGGCGCAGUUACGCCGUAAAGGCCGUGAACCAGGGACUGUCCGGCACGACGGGAACCAACGUCAUCUGUUACGGCGACUCCAAGAUGUUACUGACCGGAACGGUGGUGUUUGUCGGAUACCCUCCACUGCCCAGGGACUUGGUGUGCGAGACUCGAGACUUCACCUCAGCCGUGUGCCAGUGGACCGAAGCACGAGACACAAACCUGUACCGCAGACGGGGAACGCGCUACUCGCUGAACAACAGGAACUGUACAGUGAGCAACGCGAAGGAGAAGCAGAGAGAGUGCAGUGCGGCCCAGUGGGAGGGCAACUGGACGCUGGUGGCCGUGAAUCCUCUCGGCCGCCACGUGCUCACUGACUCCGCCGAGCUCAGCCACAGAGUGUUCCCAGUAGCGCCAGAGAACCUGAACUCGGCGGUCCGUGCCUGGAACGCCACUCUGCGGUGGCGGUGGAAGUACGGCAGCUAUUCCUCUGUGGCUCUUGUCUGCCAGGUCGAGCUCACCUCGCAAGGGUACAAAACAAAGCGUACCUUCUCCGGUCUGGGCCUGCGGUCGGUGUUCCUGUCGGACCUGAACCCCGAUGAGGAUUACAGGGUUCAGGUCCGCUGCGGUGCCCAGCAGAAUUUCUGGCGGUGGGGGAGCUGGAGCGAGCCGUUCUCCUUCAGAACCAACACUUCUGUUCCAGAUUCUCUUGAUGUCUGGAUGUGGAUAAACAAAGACGACACCGGGCGGGUCAUUUGGAAGCCUCUGACACGAAGACAGAGCCACGGUCAGAUCACAGGUUAUGAAGUUACCGAGGAAAAUCGACAGUCCAAACUUUAUCCGGCCGACACGUUUUCUGUACCAAUCAACCUCGCAAAGAUCGCAGCCGGCGGCGGCGACAACACCAAGGUCACGGCAACUGUCAUCGUGAAGAACGACGCGGGGGAGUCUCAACCUGCCAGUGUACAUAUACCACGACACCGGACAGACGCGGAACCCCAUUCCGUGUCCAGGGUCGUUCAUACGGGCCGAGGGUUCCCUCUGUUCUGGCGGCGCGACGACAACGCCACGUGUGCGUACGUGGUGGAAUGGUACGAAUCCUCCUGCAGGUGGAACUGCACCGUGGGGUGGAUCAAGUUGGCCGCCGGCAACACCAACGUCUCCGUGGAGUCAGCCGACUUCCUGCCGGGUGUGAGGUACAACAUUUCCCUGUACGGCAGCACCUCGGAGGCCCCGCAGCUGCUGCAGCGCUGGCAGGGAUACAUGCAGGAGCUGGUCCCCUCUGGUUCUGUCACCCUGUCGAUCACCCAGCAGGACUCCGACAUCCUCCUGACCUGGGGAGCGAUCCCGCUGGUCCACAGAAGGGGCUUCCUCCUGGGCUACAACGUGUACGUCAGUCGGGGCUCCCAGCUCACGCUUCUAGCCAAUCUGUCGGACCCAGGAAGCAGGAGCCACACAGUAAACGGUCUCUCUGAAGGCUCCUAUAAGUUUACUGUCAAGGCCUUCACUUCAGCAGGCGAGGACACGGGCGCCACUGCCUCCAUAUCGCUGGAGCCAUACACUGAUUGGCUGAUACUGGAAAUCUUGACUUCCUUGGGAAUCAUAGCCAUAUUCCUGGUCAUCGUCACCUUCGUUUGCUACAAGAAAAGGAAAUGGGUGAAGAAGGCCUUCUAUCCAGACAUACCCGAGCCCAAGCUGCCCGGCGGUUGGUCCAGUUCACAGGGGCCGCUGGACGUGAAGCCCUCCCCCCACAGCCUGGUCCACAUGGUGGAGAGGCCCGAGUGGGAUUCGAGCAAAGAGGCGCUCGUCGUCAUUCCCGAAGAGGACGAGCAGGGGUUCGGAGACGAGCCGGCGGACGCCGACGAGCCGGCGGACGGCGACGAGCCGGCGUCGUUGCGUUACUACAACCACGUGGUGGACGAGCGGCCCAUUCGGCCGCGUUUCCCAGACUCCUCUGCUUCCUCCGCAUCCUCUUUGGAUUCGGCGCGCACGGAUGUGACCUACACGGGCAUCCAGACCUCGGGGUCUUCCUUGGUCUUCCAGCUGGAUCCAGAGGGCCACCAACCCCACGCUGAUGUGGUGGGGGGUGGUGGAGGAGGAGGAGGAGGAGGAGGAGCAGGAGGAGGAGGAGGAGGAGGAGAAGGAGGAGGAGAAGGUGGUUACCGGCCCCAGAUGCAAUCUAGAGCUCUAAGUGACGACACGGGACUCGCUUCACCUGAGCCUUUCAUGGAGCCCCAGGCUGCCAGUGCCGAGGGCUACAAACCCCAGAGCUCCUGGCAUUUGGACUCCCCCGUGGAGGCUGAGGAGGGCGUCGACCCGGCCCCCUCCCUCGGGUCCCCCACCUCAGUGGCUUCCACUCAGUUCCUCCUCCCCGACGGAGAUGAGAACGCAGAUGAGAGGCGACAGCCGCCGUCAUCGUCGGCGGCGACUUGGUUCAGCAACCUGCUGUCAUCCACUAAACCAUGAUGUCAUCUCUUGCUCACGACUCGCAGUCAGAACCCCCCUCCCCCCUCCCCACUAUGUAGCACUACAUUCUUACAGUUGCACUUUGAAAGCAGCUUAAUAAUAUUUACGGUGCUUAUUCCCAACACACAGAAAUCUAUUUGAUUUUCUCCGUCACGCGAAUAUCAUCGAUCAAAACCAGUAUAUUUAUACAUCGAAACAUUUCUAUUCGAGACGACACAUCUCUGACUUCAUACCUCUUUUCAACCCGAAUGUAUCGCACCCCCCCCUGGCGCCGCGGCGGCGGUUGCGUCCCCCGACUCCCUGCGAUGGGCUCUUAGCGACGGCUCAUCCUGUGUGUCAGCUGACUGCACCCCCGGUUUUUAUCUCCUAUAUCAGAUGCUUUUUCUUUUUGUUGUUGUCGCCGUGAACUUCACAACGCUGCAGACAAAAUCUGAAAGCAGGAAGUUUUCAAACAGGAUGACGGAACUGUAAAAGCAAAGGACGUUCCUUUUUUUCCCUUUUUUUUUUUUUUUUAAAGAACACUACAAACAAACAGUUUGGGUGGAAGGCAGCCGUUCACCAGAUAACCGCCGUUCACAGUCUGCAUGUCUUCCACUGGCCCGCCGUCGGGGGUUAACCUCGCCUGUGUCAUGACAGCUGAUGAUGAGCUGCUGACAGGAAAAGAAGAGGUCAAAGGUCUCUCGGUGGCCCUCCCCUCGACACCGCGGCAGCUCCCAUCAUUACAGACGUGAUCUAUUCACGUAACACAGCGAGACGUCAAUUGAAAGAUAUAUUUGUGAAUCAGAGCAGUGGUUAUUUUACACGGCUGUCUGGAAUUGUGUGGAUAUAUAUACACUGAUUAUAAGCUAGAACAUGAAUACAAACUGAUGUAAUUACAUUAGCAAACACACUAUUAUGUUACUUUUGGGUGUUUUUUUGUCGUUGUUCUUUCUUCCUUUUACCAGUAUUGUGCAGUAUUUUUUAAAUGUCUUUACUCGUGUAGGAUUACAUUUCAGUCAGGCCAGUGUCCACUUUUCAAUGUUGCUAUGUGCCGUGCGUUAUCGCUCCCGGACAUUUACACCGCGUCACCUUUUCACACAUGGCCUUGCUCCUAAAUGUUUAUGUGUCAUGGAAAAAAUGAAUAUAUUACAAUAACGCAGAUCAGAAAUGUAUUUUAUUGUCCUGCCACUGAGCGUACAAACGAUGUCCGUUUUAAUUGAUUUGAGCGAGUGCUGACAUUUCUAAACGUUACAUCACAUCAUGUUUGUGUGCUUGUGAAAAAUCAUUUUUCUUUGCUCGCUUUAUCUUCCAGCCCAGAGAGCUGACAGAUGCUUUGGAUGUCAAUUUAUUUUCUGUGCUUGAAUGUUUGGUUUUACAAUACAUUUAAUGUGUUUUUUUAAUUUCCCCCCUGAUUCCAUUGCAAAUUUUCUCCUGAAGCUUCCUUGGAUAUUUUGUGACUGGAAAAAAAGGGACUAUGGGGAAAUCUUAUCCAGGAAUAUUAAUAGAGAAUUUCCAGCAAUGCUA